UCCAAAAUUAAUUUCGAACAGAUCUAGUAGGGUUUUAGCGUAUUAGGGGUUUUCCAAGAGAAGGGAAAUAUCCUGCUACCAAGACUCAAGUAGUCACUGAAAUCCAGAUAAGGUUCCAAAAUAUCCAUAAAAAAUUCCAUAUAGAUGCAUUUCCAUUGAAAUUGUCUCCAUCUUUUUCUAUGGCUGCAAAAUUCUCCACUGGUCUAGACAUCCAUUGCAGUAUACCUUACACCUCAGACACAAAGCUGCCUUAUGGAUUUUCAUCAAGAUUAGCCAUCAAAAGAUUGACUAUUCUUUGCAAUUCUACUUCCAAAUCUCCAAAACCUCCACCAAAUGUUGUAGAUUCUCCAGGAAAAAACCCAUCUCUUUCUGAACAGCUAAAGCCACUUUCCAACACCAUUCUUGAUGACCCACCCAACCAGGCAAGAAUUCUUUCUAAGCCAAAGUCCACUUGGGUGAACCCCACCAGGCCUAAACCUUCUGUUCUAUCUUUACAGCGUCAGAAGAGGUCUUCUUACUCUUACAAUCCUCAAAUUAGGGACCUUAAGAAAUUUGCCAGGAGGCUGAGUGAUUGCCACUUCUCUGAUGAUGGUUUCUUGGCUGUUCUUGAAGAUAUCCCACAUCCACCCACUAGAGUUAAUGCUUUGUUGGUGCUUAAUAGCUUGAGACCUUGGCAAAAGACUCUUCUUUUUUUCAAUUGGAUCAAGACCCAGAAUUUGUUUCCCCUUGAAACCAUCUUUUAUAAUGUUGCUAUGAAAUCUCUGAGGUUUGGGAGGCAGUUUCAGAAGAUAGAGGAACUUGCUUAUGACAUGAUUGAAAGUGGGAUUGACUUGGAUAAUAUUACUUAUUCUACUAUUAUCACUUGUGCCAAAAGGUGUAAUCUUUUUGACAAGGCAGUGGAGUGGUUUGAAAGGAUGUAUAAGACUGGUUUGAUGCCUGAUGAAGUCACUUAUUCUGCAGUUUUGGAUGUGUAUGCUCAGUUAGGGAAGGUUGAGGAGGUGAUGAGCUUGUAUGAGAGAGGUAGAGCUAGUGGGUGGACUCCUGACCCUGUUGCUUUUGCUGUGUUGGCUAAAGUGUUUGGUGCUGCUGGGGAUUAUGAUGGUAUUAGGUUUGUGUUGCAAGAAAUGAAGUCACUCGAGGUGCAGCCUAAUCUGGUUGUGUAUAAUACAUUGUUAGAAGCAAUGGGAAAGGCUGGGAAGCCUGGUUUGGCUAGGAGUCUGUUUGAGGAAAUGGUGGAAUCAGGGCUUCGCCCCGAUGCCAAGACAUUAACAGCACUGAUCAAGAUUUAUGGAAAGGCAAGGUGGGCUAGAGAUGCUUUGGAACUUUGGGAAAGAAUGAAGUCUAAUGGAUGGCCUAUGGACUUCAUUUUGUACAAUACAUUGUUAAGUAUGUGUGCUGAUCUUGGGUUGGAGGAAGAGGCCGAGACGCUGUUUGAUGAUAUGAGGAGAUCGGAGCACUGUAGACUUGAUAGUUGGAGCUAUACAGCAAUGCUUAACAUAUAUGGAAGUGUAGGAAAUGCAGAGAAAGCUAUGGCUUUGUUUGAGGAAAUGUCUAAAGUAGGGGUUGAGCUUAACGUUAUGGGAUGCACUUGUUUGGUUCAGUGCUUUGGAAGAGCAAAAAGAAUUGAUGAUUUGGUUAAGGUGUUCGAAGCUUCAGUAGAGAGAGGAGUCAAGCCAGAUGACAGACUUUGUGGUUGCUUGCUCUCGGUUGUGUCCUAUUGCAAGGGCAACGAUGCAGAUAAAGUCCUUACUUGUCUGCAACAAGCUAACCCAAGAUUGGCAGCCUUUGUCAAGCUGCUAGAAGAUGAGAGCACCAGCUUUGACAUUUUGAAAGAAGAGUUCCGGUCCAUACUGAGCAAUACAUCAGAUGAUGCCAGAAGGCCCUUCUGUAAUUGUCUAAUUGAUAUAUGCAGAAACAAAAAUCGCUCAGAGAGAGCUCAUGAGCUUCUGUACUUGGGAACCGUAUAUGGACUAUACCCAGGUUUACAUACUAAGACACCAGAGGAGUGGCGAUUGAAUGUCCGAGCACUAUCAGUUGGUGCAGCUCAUACUGCAUUUGAAGAAUGGAUGGGAACACUGGCUAGAAUUGUGCAAAGUCAAGAACCCUUGCCAGAAGUGUUAUCGGCUAACACUGGAGCAGGGACUCACAAGUUCUCACAGGGUCUGGCAAAUGCCUUUGCUUCUCAUGUGGAGAAGCUAUCUGCUCCCUUCAAACAGAGUGAAGAAAAGGCUGGUUUCUUCAUUGCAACUCGCGAAGAUGUAGUGUCAUGGGUACAAUCAAAGGCUGCUGCAACUGCAUAGAUCAUAUUUCACCUAGUUGUGAUCAGUAAUUAGGAAUAUGGGUUGUAAUAAACUUGAUUGAUGUAUGUUACGUAACUGAAACUACGCAGCCAUUUGCAUUUAGAAAGUAUUGAACUUAUAUGCAUAAAAUA
Messenger RNA from Nicotiana attenuata, 2431 nucleotides. RefSeq names its product pentatricopeptide repeat-containing protein At5g46580, chloroplastic. The coding region runs from base 180 to 2300 and encodes 706 amino acids. Gene Ontology annotation, molecular function: protein binding. The transcript has a single exon. Lineage: Eukaryota; Viridiplantae; Streptophyta; Magnoliopsida; Solanales; Solanaceae. The record is from RefSeq and is a predicted model, not a curated record.